AUGAGUUACAAGAGUGUCGGUGUGCACAGAUGCAGUUUGAGGAAGAAUUCUGACAGUGGUUUGUCAAAGCUUUCGCCAAGAUCGAACGCUUUAUCGAAACUGUGGAGACAUCUUCGAAAGUAUUUCUUACCUAGCUACGCUCAUUACGAAACGAAAUACCAUUUCAAGAGCAACGUUUCGCUGAAGAUGGAGAAGAUCCGCAUGGCAAAGAACUUCCCUUCGUACGUGAUCCAUCCUUUCAGCAUCCUGAACAUCUGCCGCGAAACGAUGAUGCUUCUCGUGUGGUUCGAUCGGUACUUCAUCAACAUCUACAUGAUGUGCUUCCUCUUCACCAACAACAAGGAGAUGGGCCUCUUCAUCUCGAUCAUUUCCAUCGCGUGCGAUCUCGGCUACUUCGUGCACAUCUGCAUGAUGUUCAUAACCGGUUUCACGCUCGACAAGCACAUCUACUUGGAGCCACGUAACAUCGCCGGCAAAUACAUCUUCAGCUACUUCAUAAUCGACUUCAUAGACUUCUUUCCGACGAAGAGCAUAUGCAAGUUGAUCAACCCGAACAUGAUGGAGCUGCAGGACGCGAAACUCGCUCUAAUACAUUUCGUCAGUUUGCUGAGAUUGAAAACGUUCUGCCAAUACUUCAGGCACACUUUGUAUCUGCUGAAGGUGCCGAAGAAGAUGCAUCGACUGCUCAUAUUCGUGGAGUUGAUCUUCAUGAUGGUGCAUUGGUUCGCCUGUUUGAUUUACGGCGUACCGAAAUUCCUCUACUCCCAAUACGACACCGACAAGAUCCCGCACUCGUACAUGGCCAAAGUCCAAUUUAUGAAACGCAACACGCUCGAGAAGUACAUCUUCUGCAUCCACAAAGUCAUGUGCCAUUUCUAUAAAAGCGGUAGAGGGAUUUACGGGACAAUACUCAUAGAAGAGGCUAUUAUCUACACGUUCGUUCUGGUCAUAGCAAACGCUUUUCACAUCUACAUAACAAUCUACAUUCUGGAAUGGUUCAAGAUGAUGUGCAACCCCGAGAACAAGUUCGCUAUUAAAUUGGCGCAGCUGAACGAUUAUUUGACUAUGAAGAACUGCAACGUUCAUCUGAAGUAUCGAAUAAUGUUGCAUUAUCAUCACAAGUUUCAGAGCAAGUAUUUCCAAGAGGAGAAGAUCUUGAACGGACUCUCCGAGCAUCUACAGCACGAACUGUUCUUACACAACUGCGUGCACAUCAUCUCGCACGUGAACAUGUUCAAAGGUCUGCCGAAACACAUCGUCGGUCACGUCAUCGCCGUUCUUCAACCGGAGAUCUACCUUCCCAACGACAUGAUCUACAAGAACGGCGACGUCGCCGACUGCAUGUACUUCAUCUCGUACGGUCUAACAGCAUCCUACACCGCAGCUGGUAACGAGAUCAUGCACUCCGAAGACGGCGAUCUCAUCGGUUGCAUCGGCUUCAAUAUGGGUGUGCACAAUCAAACGGCCGUCGCCAUAGACCUGACCGAGACCUUCAAAUGGCACAAGAAGGACAUCCUCGCCUCCACGUCCCUCUACCCUGAACUGAUGUCUCGCAUCCUGAAGAUCGCCGAAGAGGUCCAGCAGAAAUCCGACAACGUCGACUACAAUCCGGAUCGCGACGAGAACUACCUGAAACUCGUCGGCAAACGGAGAGUCGUCGAAGAUCUGAUCAAAAGACCCACUUAA
Messenger RNA from Nicrophorus vespilloides, 1686 nucleotides. RefSeq names its product potassium/sodium hyperpolarization-activated cyclic nucleotide-gated channel 1-like. The transcript has a single exon. Bases 1 to 1686 code for a protein of 561 amino acids. The record is from RefSeq and is a predicted model, not a curated record. Lineage: Eukaryota; Metazoa; Arthropoda; Insecta; Coleoptera; Silphidae.